AUGCUACAAUGCGUUCGAUUUAUACGGCCAAGAAUUGGUCUAAAUCACAUCUUAAGACGAACAGUGCAUUCUGACUCCGGUCUAUCUCAAGUGUUAUUAACUAGAGCCCGAUUGUUGGCCACCGAGUAUGCGAAUCUUACCGAUAGACUGGCAGAGUCAUUUGAUGCCAAAGUUGCAAAGCGGGCUGGAGAGCUGGCACCGGUUACUUCUGCCUUGAAGGAAUGGGAUAAUGCCAAGGAUUCCAUUCUCGAAUUAAAAUCUCUCCUGGAGGAUCAGCAAACAGACGAGGAAUUGCGCUCCCUCGCAACGGAGGAUUUGGAUACAACCAAUGAUGCUAUGCCGGCCAUAUUGGAUCGAUUAAAGAAGUCGCUGAUUCCCCGGCACCCAUUUGCAGCACUUCCUUGCCUGAUCGAGAUUCGGCCCGGCGCGGGAGGCGAUGAAGCGGGUCUUUUUGCGUAUGAGAUGCUACGCAUGUAUCUUUCAUUCUGUUCCCGUCGAGGGCUCCGACCUACGAUAUUGAAGCAGGACGUGGAGGAUGGCCCAUCGGAGGAUCGACUAAGUGAAGCCGUAAUUGAAAUUGAAGCAGAAGGCGCAUAUGAUAUUCUGCGAACGGAAUCCGGGGUUCAUCGCGUGCAAAGAGUGCCGGCCACAGAGACCAAAGGCCGUACCCAUACCAGUGCUGUCAGUGUCAUGGUCUUGCCAAGCUUUCCAGAAUCUGGAAGUGGCAUGGACAAUGCUUUGAACUUUGAAGAUCCAACGAGCGAUUACUACAUUGAUCCGCAGGAAGUGCGCAUAGAGAAAAUGCGAGCCUCCGGUGCUGGUGGACAGCAUGUGAACAAGACCGAAUCUGCGAUCCGGCUGACCCAUUUCCCCACGGGUACCGUGGUUUCCAUGCAGGAUGAGCGGUCUCAACAGGCUAACCGCAGAAAAGCCUGGCAGGUUCUGCGGGCCAAGAUCGCCGAAGCCCGCCAAGAGGCUCGAGAGCAGGAGCUGGUUGAGCUCCGACGAGGCGUUUUGGGUGGAGUGGCUCGCAUGGGCCGUGGUGAUAAGAUCCGCACGUACAAUUUCGGUCAGAGCCGUUGUACGGAUCAUCGUUGUGGUACCACAAUCCACAACCUUGAUUCAAUCCUGGACGGGGGCGAUGGCUUGGAAACGGUUAUGGAGAACGUGCGUACUUGGAUGGCAGAACGUGAGGUUGAGGCAAUGGUGGCGGAGGAUUUGGCCAAAACCAAGGCGAACAAGUAA
This is a messenger RNA of Penicillium verhagenii, 1245 nucleotides long. Its product is annotated as putative mitochondrial translation release factor (RF-1). Gene Ontology annotation, molecular function: translation release factor activity. The record is from RefSeq and is a predicted model, not a curated record. Lineage: Eukaryota; Fungi; Ascomycota; Eurotiomycetes; Eurotiales; Aspergillaceae. Bases 1 to 1245 code for a protein of 414 amino acids. Gene Ontology annotation, biological process: translational termination. The transcript has 3 exons.